AUGAAGAACCCGAUGCAGGAGGUGGUGACCUUCCUGUUGGAGAAGCUGCUCCUCAUCUCCAACUUCAAGCUGUUCAGCUCGGGCGAGCCGGCCGAGGACAAAGCCAAGGGCCGCUUCUACGACAUCAGUUCUUUCCUUCGCGGCGACGUGCUGGAGGUGCCCCGGAUCCACUUGACCCAUUACGGUAUCUAUCUGGGCAACAACCGUGUCGCCCACCUGAUGCCCGACAUCCUGCUGGCCCUGACCGACAACCAGGAGCUCACGCAGCCGGUGGUGUCCAGCAAGCGUCUCCUGCUCGGCGUCAUUAGCAAGGUGGCCAGCAUCCGCGUGGACACGGUGGAGGACUUCGCCUACGGAGCCGACAUCCUGGUCAAUCACCUGGACAAGUCCCUCAAGAAGAAGGCGCUGCUCAACGAGGAGGUGGCGCGGAGGGCGGAGAAGCUCAUGGGCUUGUCUCCCUACAGCCUGCUGUGGAACAACUGCGAGCACUUCGUCACCUACUGCCGAUUCGGCACCGCGAUCAGCCCCCAGUCCGACAAGUUUUGUGAGAUUGUGAAGAUAAUUAUUCGUGAUCAGAGAAGUGUUCUUGCUUCUGCAGUCUUGGGAUUGGCGUCUAUAGUCUAUCUGGGCUUGGCAUCAUAUGCUACACUUCCUGCAAUUUUUAUUCCAUUUAUCUUAUGGAUGGCUGGCUAACUUCAUCUCCCCGUGUCAGUGUGUGUAUUCUGUGCGUAAAUAUGUUUAUAUUUAUAGAGCACAAAUCAGUAUAAGUACUAUUGAGAAAAAUGUGACCUGUAACACUGUGUUCUGGAUAAAAAAUGUGAUUAAGAAUCACGCCAAGUGCUUACUGUGUAAGUCCCAAGAACAAAGGCUUUCUGAAUCUAUGCAGGCAGUUCCAUUUAAAGCACUGUGCAGCUCUUGGAACUAAGAGAAUUUGCGAUAGGGAUCAUCAUUACAAGAAAACCAGCACCAGAGAAGAUGGCCACAGGAGAUUAUUUGUGUUUUAUGUUUCUCUUAUAAUCAUUGCUCUUCUGUUGGGCCUGAAUUGGAAGAGAGGAAGAUUUACCGAAUGAGAACACUAAACUUUAUUGUAAAUUUAUCCUGUUUCACUGAAAAACUUUAUUAAAAUAUUUCCUUUGUUCAUAUGAAAACACGCUGGAUGAUUGGCAAAAAGAAAAACACAGAAAAAUUCAUUUGUUUUCAUGUAUUGUUCUGUAUAUGUUAUCCAGUCAGUCAUGAUUACUUUAACUACUUCAAACCAGAUUGGCAAAGGUUUUAUGAUAGGUAAAGUAACUGACUAGAACUAUAGAAGUCUGUAUUCUUGCCAAAAUAUCUACUAUAACACCUGUUAAAUAAUUUGACUUGCCAUUACUCAGUAGGAAGCUUGGCAUCCUUUUUAAGUUUUUUCCCUUUUGGUUUGUACUUACUUUAUACCACAUUUAAGGGAUGAAUGAAUGGAAAUAGAAUUAAACUAAUGUUGAUAAUUGGAGUGUAUAUUCAACAAUUAAAUAUAAAGAUAUCUAUACACACACAGCAGAUGAAACAAAAGUUUUGUUCUUGAGUCUUUUGCCAUCUUUAUUAUCUCAACUGCUUUAUAUAUUAUACCACUUAUCAUAAAGCAUUGGUAGAGGCAAAUACUUUCAUGGAACUUUUACAAGUUCCAUUCCUUUUCUUAAGUCCUUGUUUCUAAGCUGUCACUUGCUUAUAGUUAUUGUAUGGAGUUUACAUUAAGCACUUACUAAUGUACUGUAUACUAAUUAAAACAUCCUCAGAUUUGUUUUCCAGUCUGUUUUCCCCAUUUUAAUGCAAAAUAGUUUACAUCCUUUAAAAAAGGCUGUCUCAGCAACAACUACAUCCAAACAAGUAGGACCUCACUGUUAGAAGUAAUUCUGAAGUGUUUUCAUCCUUACAGUUGUGGAACUGGAUUACAUUGAGGCAUUUUAAAAUCAGAUUUAAGAUGUAGCAGUGCUAAAGUAAGUGAGUACUCCAGCACUUUUGAAAAACUACCAAAUUCUGAACAUUAAGACACAAACCAGACUUGCAUUUCAAGUAUUAAAAUUGCUUUAUAAACUAUCUAGAAUCACAAAAUAAUGAGUCAUAUAAUGAGGAGUAUAAGGAAGGAGGGGCCAGUCACUUAGUGAUCCAACUAGAACAAAUUUAACAGCAGUUUGGUGUAACUGAUGUUUUAUCACCUCUUAAUUUGCCCACAACAAAUUCAGUUGGAGCUUAAUAACUAAACAUUGUGUUUACUCAUUCAGAUGUUUCAAACAAUUAAAACAUGAGAUGACAACAUCACAGGAUGCAGGUGUUAUAUGUGCCUAUUCUUAUAAAUUAAACUAAUUCUAAGUGUACACGUAAAAGAACUCUCAAUGAGAACUCCAGUUGUAUUAGUGGAUUUUCACUUACUGUCCAUUACCCUAUAACAUUUGUUUAAAUAAAUUCUUUUUAAAAGAAAACUGUGUCCUCAUAAUUAACACCUUUUAUUUUAGACUUUAGUGUUUCAGGUAGUAAAAUCCACUGUCUGAUGUUAAAUCUCUGUUGGAAGAUAAUGAUCCCUCAUUAGAUGUCAAGGAAGUUCUUUAGGUCAGAAUUAACAUAAUUAGUCUUGACUCACUUCAUACACUUAAAGCAAGAUUUGGUUCAUCAUUUGUUUGAGACCUCAUUAAAUACUAGGCACUGACCUGUAGCAAUUUUAUAGCCCAGAAUAAAUAUUUGUAGUUACCUGUUUUGAAGUAUAUACAGUGAUGUGAAAAUACAAAGACUGUUAAAUAUUCCUGAAGCUUCAAAGAAUUUUAUCUGAAGGAGAUGAUGUUGGGAUUAAGCUGAGAAAUAGGAAGUGAUCUCAUCAUACCACUCAUAGGAAGAGAGAACUGGAUGAAGUGUUUAUUUAUUAAAUGUACCACAAUGCUGGAGUUUAUUCAGUUUCUUAGAGGAAAGGGAAUGUUUUUAUUUUGUGGUGUUCAGUUUGAUCCAUAACUGACAUAGUAGAGAAAGAAAUUUCCGUUGUGAUUAUGGAAGAAAGUCUCUGAACUAUUUAUGUGUCUUUGUGAAUUUCUCUUGACAUCCUAAGAUUCUUCCAUGUGAACUGACAAGACCCUAAUAUUUAUGUAUUUCUAUUCCGAUUGUGAAAUCACAAUCAAGUAGUUGUCUGUUGUAAUGUUUUUCUCACUUGUUUUGUCAUGUGAUCUAAAUGAGGCAAACAAUGACUGCAGGGGUUAAGAUGAAAUAAUGUAAGUGUUUGGGAUGAAAAGAUAAAUGAAUGACACAUGGAUCUUUCCUGCAAACUUGAUGGUCUCAUAAACAGGCUAUUGAGGCUAUUCAGUACGGCUUCUCGAGAGAAUAGGAUAAGAAGUAUAAGAAGUUGCCCUUACAUAAGCCAAACUACUAACUGCUGAGACUUGGGACAGUGGGGUGUAGUUCAGAGAGGUAGAUUUGGGGCAGGAUGCUAUUGAGACACCAUGAACAGACAUGUGAAAAAUGACCUUAAGGAGCCUAGAUAGAAGCAUGAGGUACUUACUCUAUUGUGUUGCCUAGGACCAUUUGGGCAAAGGUGAGUGAUGCAGGAGUUGGAGCAUAAACAGAUGCAACAAAAGGAAGCGGUGAUCAAGAGGCUGGUCUUAAGAAGACCAAGAAUUUGGGACUUCAAGAAAAAAGCAAUGGGGUUUUGGGGCUCAGAAAGGUAACUCCUAAAACUAUCGAGUAAGGGUUGGCAGGGGUGGAAGUAGGUAGAGGAAGGGGCAAGACAGGACAGAGGAGAGGUGUCUUAGAUGACUAUAAGAAGGAGAGCCACAUGUCAAGAA
This is a messenger RNA of Sorex fumeus (smoky shrew), 3797 nucleotides long. RefSeq names its product lecithin retinol acyltransferase (gene LRAT). NCBI's taxonomy places the organism in Eukaryota, Metazoa, Chordata, Mammalia, Eulipotyphla, Soricidae. The record is from RefSeq and is a predicted model, not a curated record. The transcript has 2 exons. Gene Ontology annotation, molecular function: phosphatidylcholine-retinol O-acyltransferase activity. Bases 1 to 693 code for a protein of 230 amino acids. Gene Ontology annotation, biological process: retinol metabolic process.